GUGGGGUUGACAUGAUCUUAACCACGGUGAUGCAAAAUUCAGUGCUACUUCGUGGCAAGUAAUUACAUCUGUUAUUACUUUUUAAAUCCUACAUGGGGACAGAUUCAAUAAGGCAUUGUGUGUAUAAGGAAAUACAUUUAUAAUGGCAAGUGGAUUGGGUAAAAUAUUCCAAGUGGUUUCAGGGAUAGAAUAAUUUGUAGAUGCAUGUGGAAGAAUAUGUAGAGGAAAUAAUAGAAAUAUUUGUAGUCCUGUGCUAUUCAUUUUUUAAACUAAGAAGUUAUCCUGAUGUUGCAGGGUUUUUUUAGCCAGUAGAAGUUACACAUUUGGAACAAGUGAAGGAUUUAAUUUAUUCGUAGUAGGAAUAAUACCUAGGAUGUUUGUAGUAUUUUUCUCCUGGGAAUUUCAAAGUAUUUGUUAAUCAUUACUUCUCAAAAAAGCUUAAAAAUAAAAAGUCUUGACUAUAAUGUUCUUAAAAUACUUAGUUUUUAUUUGGUAUUCUUUUCUUUUUCAUCUUCUUUUGCUUUUAACUACUUUUACUCCAAGUGUAUUGAUGGACAUUAUUGAAGCAUCUUUUCUUUUUUUUUGAUUGGGAACUUGAAAAACUGACUUAAGGAGAUGGCACUUGCAUAUUGUGUAUCAGGGCUUGCAUCUGUAACUUGGUGUUUGAGAGAAUUUUAUUCGAGACCGAGUGAGCCAGAGACUUCGAUUAGAUAUAUAGAUUGUAAUCAUCAUUUGGAAAGGAGGGGUGAGAGUGGUGGUUGAAUGUUCUCAUUUUGUAGGUAACUUAGAUAAUCCCAGACUAAUUUAUACACAUAUGACAGAAACUUUUAAUAAAAACAUGUUGAAUUUGUCUCUCUUGGUAAAUCCAAUAUUAGUGUAAUCAGUUAGGGAUUAAAAUUUCAUGUUUUAAAAUGUUUUUUAUUCUAGAGCCUUGCAAAAGACAUUUAAAACAAUUUUAUUUUUUGGUCUCUCUGUCUUUGUAUUCCUUCUUCAGUUGUUUUACAAAAUUUUAAUACCAAAUUAAAAAAAUGGUUGACCAGUUUACACUUUUGUGACAAAUAUACUGUUGCAGUCAAAGCCGAAUGAAAAGUAUACCUAAGAGCUAUUUUCACAGGGGUUUGCUGGCUACUGGAAAAAUGAGGUAGUUGUAUAAUUCCACUGGAAAACUUUGUGUUGUAUGUCAGGGGUGCAUUUUAGAAAUAUUCACAUACAAGAUUUAGUUCUCUAAAUUAUUUCCGUCUGGCAAAGAGAAUUGGUUUCAUUAAGAGAAAAGUGUGACCAUUACCAGUCUUUUCCUUGUGGUGUGCUUUUUCAAGUAAUAUUUGUUUUCGUAUCAAGCAGGAUUUUUAAUUUUGUGUUACAGAGAUGAACAAUGACCAUAGUUGACAAAGUAUCUGAGUCUUCAAACUCUGCAGCUUGUCAGAAGCAGCCUGGUAGCUCCACGGUACCUUCUUCUGGAGAUAUGGACUCGGCCUCUGCAAAUUGGGGUGCUGUAUCAUCUUUGGAAGCUCCAAAGCACAAGAUCACUUUGGGACCAGUACCUGGUGCUGCGGUUUAUUCUAGUUCAUCUGUACCUGAUAAAUCAAAACCUUCAGCUCAGAAAGAUCAAUCUUUUAGUGAUGGAAUUGCUCCACCACAGAAAAUUCUUUUUCCAGCAGAGAAGAUUUGUCUGAAAUGGCAGCAAACUCAUAGAGUUGGAGCUGGACUCCAAAAUCUUGGCAAUACAUGUUUCCUCAACUCUGCUCUGCAGUGUUUGACUUAUACACCCCCUCUUGCCAACUACAUGCUUUCUCAUGAACACUCCAAAACAUGUCAUGAACAUGGAUUCUGCAUGAUGUGUACAAUGCAAUCUCACAUUACCCAGGUACUCUCUAACUCUGGCAAUGUCAUCAAACCUACGGCUGUCAUCGGUGAUCUUAGACGCAUAGCAAAACAUUUCCGGUUUGGAAAUCAGGAAGAUGCUCAUGAAUUUCUACACUACACUGUUGAUGCUAUGCAGAAAGCAUGUUUGAAUGGAAGCAACAAAUUGGACAGACAUACCCAGGCUACUACACUCAUCUAUCAAAUAUUUGGAGGGUACUUAAGAUCCAGAGUAAAGUGUAUGAACUGCAAAGGAGUCUCGGAUACCUUCGAUCCAUGCCUUGAUAUUACAUUGGAAAUAAAGGCAGCUCAGAAUUUAAACAAAGCUCUGGAACAGUUUGUGAAGCCUGAACAACUGGAUGGUGAAAAUGCCUAUAAAUGUAGCAAGUGCAAGAAGAUGGUUCCUGCUUCAAAGAGGCUUACAAUACAUCGGUCUUCUAAUGUUCUUACGUUGUCUCUGAAACGGUUUUCAAAUUUUAGUGGCGGAAAAAUUACCAAGGAUGUGAAAUAUCCUGAGUAUCUGGAUAUUCGACCAUAUAUGUCUCAACCAAAUGGAGACCCAAUUAUUUAUGUUCUAUAUGCAGUCCUGGUGCAUACUGGUAUUAACUGUCAUGCAGGACACUACUACUGCUAUAUAAAGGCCAGUAAUGGGCAUUGGUACCAGAUGAAUGAUUCUAUUGUAUCCAACAGUGACAUCAAAUCUGUCCUUAAUCAGCAAGCUUAUGUGCUCUUCUAUAUCAGGUCCAAUGAUACGAAAAAUGGAGAACACACCCAUUCCAUUCAUACACCAGGACAGUCUUCUCCCCGUCCAGUUAUCAGUCAACAGGUGAUUAAUAGCAGGCAGGGAGCAUCAGGAUUUAUUGGACCACAACUUCCUCCUCACAUGAUUAAGAAUUCCAAUCAUUUAAAUGGAACUGGAUCACUAAAAGAAACUCCAAGCAGUUCUGUGGCAAGUGCUAGCAAUGUUACCCUAAACAGACCAGCAUCAGCUCCACCUUCAACUUCUAUUCAAAACUGGACAAUUAACAGAUCUACUACUCCUGACCCCUCAAAAAAACAGAAAAUCACUAUCAGUAUUCACAAUAACAAAUUGCCUACUCGCCAAACUCUCUCUCAAUCCAGCCUUCAUAAUUCUUUGGAGAAUCUCAACAAGCCUGUUGCUUCAUCCACAAUUACAAAUUCCUCUGCAGCAAAAUCUACCUCAAAUGCACCUACAGUGUCAGUUGCUAUGAAAGUAUCUAAGCAAACAGCUCCUAGCGAAUCUUGUUCUAAGCCAUUAUUGAAUGGCAAUUCUAAACUAAACUCUAGUACAUUGGUCCCUUACGGUGCAGAAUCUUCAGAAGAAUCUGAUGAGGAGUCGAAGGGAUUAGUUAAGGAGAUUGGCCACUCAAAAUCUUUUAAUGGAAUUUUGAUUGGAAAUGUAGUUAGUACAUUACAGAACUCCUGUUCUUCCUGUCAAGAUGCUAAAGAGGCUGUAUCCCAGCAUGAACUGCCAAAAAAUGUUACCGUUAAUGGUGCUAUCAGUAUAGAUAAUGAUCCUGAAAUAAAUGGAUUGAAAUUUGACGAAUCUACUUGCCAAGUCAAGCCUGUUAAAUCUACAGAAGUUUCAUUUUCUAAAGCGAAUGGAUUGCAUGGAAAAAUAAUACCUACAGUUUUGCCACCAGUUCCUGAGGAUAGAAUGUUAGAGUCUUUCCGGUAUAAGCAGUUGAAAAGCUUGUCAGAAGAAAUAAGUGCAACUGGACUUGAAAACACUUCUGAGAAUGAUGGUCAUGUAGAAACUUCAGUCAGUGGCAACAGUCCUGUUUCCUGUGAGAAGUCUAGUAAAGUUCCCGCUAACCUUUCCUGCAAUGUCCAGAAUUCCUUUACUGAAUCAGAUCUUGAGACUAUUUCUACCAAAGAAGAAAUUGCUGAAAGUAUUGUAUCAAAAACUGAGAAUGCACAUUUUGAUAUCAGUGGACAGUGUAACACUAAGAAAAUAUCCAUGGGAGUUGAUGAUGAAUUCUCUAAACAAUGUGAUACCAAGGAUUAUACAGAUAAGAUAAGAGGACCACAAGAAGUAAAAAUGACUUUGAAGGAAAGUCCUCUGCAUAUCAGAGGUUCUGCUGAGACUGCAGAGAAAUUGGGGCAAAUCCCCUUCAUAAAGUCCGACAAUGAAUGUAGUUCUAUAAAACUUACAACUCUAAUUAUUAUAGAUAAAUGCCAAGAAACAAAGGAGAGUGGUAAUAAUUAUACAGAUGUACCACCUACUAAUGACACUUCUACAAAGUUGGAUAAAAUUUUAGAGAGUAAUUAUUCUAAAGAAAACGAUGGACUGAGUGGUAAUGAAAAAUGUCAAGAAAAUAAGGAUAAGAAAAAAUUUAAGUCUCAUUCUCCAAUGAAGAAAAGAAUUUGCUCCCCCAAAAAACUUGACAAAGGGCACUACCGUGCUAAAAGGCAGCGUUCUGAAAGCGUAGAGCAGGAGAAGCAAACCAGAAACAAACCAGAUGCCAAAAAAAGGCAUUCCUACAACAAAGAGAGUACAAAGCAGGGUUGGUAUAAACAGGAGCACUCCAGUGGAAAUAAGCACAAAGUUAUGCAUAGAGAAAGAGACAACCCUGAUAAUGACAGAAGUUUAGGAAAAUAUACCAAUUACAGAUCUCGAAGUAGAGGAAAAACUGAUCAUGAGAAGAAUAGAUAUUGCCAUUCUAAAUGGGAUAAGUGCAGAUAUUACAAUGAUUAUCCUCCUUAUGCAGCAAGAGGUAGCAGAGAGAGAAAAUUCAUUCAUGGGGACAGAGACUAUGAUAAAUCAAGUCAGAGUUACAACAGUAGGUCAUAUAGGGAUGAUUAUUACACAAGAAGAUGGAAUCAUGAACCAGUAGCUAAAGAGAAACAUUUCAGUAGCUCCAAAAUAGAUUAUCAUUGGUCAGCUCCCUCUCAGCACUCUGAAAAAUAUUCCCAUGAAAAAUGUGCACCUAUGUCUGAAGAAAACAAUUCAAGUUUUGAAACCUCUUGCCACAAAUCUGAAUAUCUAAACGACAGAAAAAGAAAAUGUGCGAGUCUAGAAAGUAGUGACAGUAAUAUGGAAAAGAAACGCAGAAGAAGUUUGCAGAGUGAGCCAAUGGAAGAACAAAGAGUGAAAAAACACAAAAAGUCAAAGAAAAAAAAGAAAUCCAAAGAUAAACACCGAGAGAAAGAUGAUCGACUGCACCAGGAUUCAGACAUCUCUGGGGCUGGCUCUGAUUCUGACAUCCACAAACAUAAGAAAAAAAAGAAGAAAAAGAAGAAACAUACAAAGAAAUCUGAGGACUUUAUUGCUACAGACCUACCUUUUCAUAAGAACCAUGGAUACACAGUCAUUAAAUCUUCAGAUGGCAACUUUGCAUACACAGAUGAAACCAGAUGGAAGGUUCAAAGUGUGUUAAUGGAAGCCAUCUCUACAAUUUAAAUUAUAUUUAUAACAGAACAAUUAAUUCUUCAAUUCAUCAUUGGUGCUUCAGAAUACUGUACAGGAUUUUACCGUGGAAGAACUUUUUUUAGUUUUUACCUUGAGACUUUUUUUUAAAAUUUACUCGUAAUCCAAAAGGAAACUUUCUACAACUGCUGAACAUUGUAAAUAUUGUAACAUUGUAUUGAACAUUGUAAAUAUCACACUGAAAAUAAUGCCCUGGAAUAGAACAUCUCAAAUGCUGCUUAAUUACAGACUCAGGUUGAUUAUGUGUUAUUCAUGUAAUGUUACUCCACAUUAGACUUCUGGUGCAAGUGACUAGAAAACUCAACUGACAGUCUGUAUGUUUAAUUUAAAAACUUAUUUAAAAUUUCACAAGCUCUCAAAUAACUAGAAUCCUCUCUGAUGUCUGACACUAGAAACUAAUUUGCUUCACAUUUUAGUUGUACUCAAGCUUUGAAGAAAAACUUACUGAAAGUUCUGGUUUAGAACUUUGUGAAACAUACCACUCAGCAUACACAGUUCUGAAUGUAUCUCCACAACUAUUUGUAUACCUUUCCAUAUGUUUGUUACUUUUUUUAUAGUGUCACUUGUCUAAUUGGUCUCAGUUGUCUGUUUUGUCUCUUUAAGUUACAGAAAAACUCAUACUGUGAUUUUUAUUUUUAUUAUUAAAUGCUAUCAAACUGUGAUACUUAUAAUUCACUGGUCCUGCAUCAGGAGAUGGAGUGGGGAAGCUGUAUUAAAUACAGUUCAUCUGUAUAAUCUGUCUGGUUUAUACAAGCUGUGUUGUUCAGAGAUGUCUUAAGUUGAUCUUUGUUUUUUUUAAAGAUAAAGCACUUGCCCCACUGUAAAUAUAUAGCAUGUAAAAUUUAUAUAGUAUAUAAAUACAUGAAAGUCAAAAGAGCUUUUUACACUGUUUACUCCUUGAGUUGUUUGUUCAACUUCUGCCUAUUAGAACUGUGCACCGAAGGGCUGAAAAGCUUAAUUGCAUGUCUGCCUUACAUGUCAGUGACAAAAGGGGUGUGGUCAAUGCUCAACUAUACUUUGUCUUUAAAUGAUUGACUAAUGUUACAGGGCUGGGAUGAAUUCUUCCAUUUUCCACCAAAUUUAUCCUCUCCUCCUCCUUCAUGGAAGGCCUUAAGACAGAGCUUAAGACCAUAAGGAGGUCAAACCAAAGGUCCUUCUAGCCCAGUAUCCUGUCUUCUGAUAGUGGCCAAUAUCAGGUACCUCAGAGGGAAUGAACAGAACAGGUAAUCAAGUGCUCCAUUCCCACCAUUCUAGCUAAGAUCUAUUGCUGGACUUAUCCUCCAUGACGCUAGCCAACUUUUUUUUUUUUAAACCCUGUUAAAGUCUAGGCCUUCACAACAUCCUCUGCCAAGGGGCUCCACAAGCUGACUAUGCCUUGUGUGAAGAACAACUUCCUUUUGCUUCCUUUUCCACUGCCAAGAUACCUUUUUUUUUUUU
This is a messenger RNA of Pelodiscus sinensis (Chinese soft-shelled turtle), 6748 nucleotides long. The record is from RefSeq and is a predicted model, not a curated record. NCBI's taxonomy places the organism in Eukaryota, Metazoa, Chordata, Testudines, Trionychidae.